UCGAAUUCUCGCGCCGGGACGCUCUGUUUUCUGUUACUGAAAUUUUCGCAUCUGUUUGUUCUUUCAUUUUUCGUUAAAUAAAAGUAAGAGACAGAAAACGAGGUCUGCGAAAUUAGGUUUUAUUUACCGCUCCGUUCUCAGCCCGUCCCCUGCGUCAUGUCAGAGGAUGAUGAUUUCACGUUUCAUUCAAUGUUUUCCGACAAAGUGUCGAUAAACAAUGAUGGUUUCGUGUCGCCGGACGGACUUUGCUGGGUGUCGGUGCUGUCAUGUCUGCUGCUUGCCUGCUCUUACGUUGGAAGUUUGUAUGUGUGGCGGAGCGAACUGCCCAGGGAUCACCCGGCUGUGAUCAAGAGGCGGUUCACCAGUGUGCUGAUCGUGUCGGCACUAUCGCCAGUCUUCGUGUGGGCAUGGAAACACUACACUGGCGUCAGGCCAGGACCUUCUCUGCUGGCCCUCAUGGGUAUUCGACUGGAAGGUGUCCUUGCAGCUGCCACUUUGCCCCUGGUACUCACUAUGGCUCUGUUCCUGGGGCCCCUCACCCAGCUGGCCCUGGACAGCCCCUGGGGUCUGCGUGAUGGAAUUAAACUGCUCUUUGACCCCUGGUUCUGGGCGCUGUGUGUGAAUGACAUGCGCUGGCUGAGGAACCAGGUGGUGGCCCCGCUCACGGAGGAGCUGGUGUUUCGGGCCUGCAUGCUGCCCAUGCUGGUGCCCUGCGCUGGGCCCACCACCGCCAUCUUCAUCUGCCCCCUCUUCUUCGGAGUGGCCCACUUCCACCAUGUGAUCGAGCUGCUCCGCUUCAGACAGGUGUCUGUGUCGGGAAUAUUUCUGUCUGCAGUGUUCCAGUUCUCCUACACUGCUGUCUUUGGGGCAUACACUGCUUUCAUCUUCAUCAGGACAGGUCACCUGGUGGGGCCGGUGCUGUGCCACUCCUUCUGUAACUACAUGGGUUUCCCUGCCCUGAGCGCAGCGCUGGAUCACCCGCAACGCCUGCCCAUCCUCUGCUGCUACCUGCUGGGCGUGGUCCUCUUCCUGCUGCUCUUCUUCCCCGCCACCGACCCCUUCUUCUACGGCUCGUCCCCCAUCUGCAGCCUGGCCGGCAGCGCGCGGGACGUGUGCUCCUGAUGCCCCCCUCCACGAGACGGCAGAGCGGAGGGGUGCACUGCCAGCAGGGGGCGCCAUUUCCCCUCAGGUCUUCAGUGUUGUCCUCUGAGAGCUCAGGUUCUCUCUCUCUCACUGUCUCUCUCUCUGUCUGACUCACUGUCUUUCUCUCAUCUUUCUGUCUCUUGCUCUCUUGCUUUCUCUCCUGCCCUCCCUCUCUCUCUCUUUCUCGCUGUCUCUCAUAUCUUUCUCUGUCUUUCUCUCUCUUGCUUUCUCUCUUUCCUUCUCUCUCUCCACACCUCAGUCUCUCUGUUUCACAGUCUCUCUGUCUCUCUCUUAUUAUCUCUCUUUUUCUCUCUCAUGCCUCAAAAAGGCCAAAUCUGAACCAAGUCUUGUGGACCUGUUCCCCUGCAAGAUCUCAUCAUUCACCAGUUUACACUCCUCUCUCUGUUCCUCUUUUUACCUCUCUUAUUCCCUCUUUUUAAUGAUCUCUCUCCCACCGUAUAUUUUAGGAUUUUCUCUCACACACUCACAGGCUCCUUUGUCCUGAAUGUUUUUCACAGAAACUUGAAGCUGUCUCUUCUUGUGAUGGUGAUUACUGAGCCAAUCGGGUUCGGCCAUGCUCAGAGGCCGAGUUUACAUAGCCCAGCACCUCCCUGUUAUCACCCUGUUCUGCUGUGCCCUGCUAUUGCUGGCACAGAGGAGAGUAGAGAAUAUUUAGUGUCCAGGUCAGGAUCACUAUGUCUUUGAGGAAUGUUGUAUACAGCACAACAUUUUUCAAACCUUUCAUUCUUAAAUUGUGACGUUUCAACACCUCAGUUCCUGCUACAGUGCACAAAGCAGUGAUAUUGAUUCCGCAUGAACCUGUUACACUAAGCAUGAACAUGCUAUGCUACACCAUCGAGUAAUACCACAAACCCAAUCAUGUCCAGGGAAAUCCCAUGGUAACCAACAUUACAAAUGCAGUACAUCUGCACGGUGAAGUCCAUGAGAGCUACACCAGACACCGACAGGGUUAUUUGCUCCUGAUGGUUAUAGAAGCUUAUAUCAGUCUCUGUUAUGCUGCUUUAUAGAAAUUUAUCACACACGUAUCUGACGUAUCUCCAUCUGUUACCAUGGAAUUGCCCUCUAGGACAUGUGCGAGUGUCACAUUGAGCAUCACUGGAGAUUAAAGCAAUAACUACAACUUGGCCUCAUCAGGGAUAGCUUUUGGUAAAACAAAGGUGUAUUUGAAUGAAGAACCGGCCUAACGUAUGGUUUGAUGCGAAAUGCGAUUUAACCUUCUCUCCAGAUUUUAUUUAUUCUUUUUAUUUUCAUUUUAAGUAAUUGUUAAGUGUGUAGCAUUAGCACACACCUACCUGUAAGUGUUGCCGAGAAUAGUUUUUUUCUUUUUUCUUCAGAGUCACCCCUUGGUGAUUAAUUUACUACAGAGCAUAAUUUUUGGAAUAGGCUACAUCAUUAUUUUUUUAAGAACCAAAAAGGGACAUUUGUGCCAGCAAAUAAGACAAUAAAGUACUAUAAGCUCUAAGAAACAGCAGAUAUGCGGGUAUUGCACAACGGUAUUUUUAUUAUUAUUAUUUUUUUGUAGAAACGCACUGUUUUAAGUUGAUUGCGUGCGGUGGUGACCUACCUGCUGUCUCUCAGGGGCUGUUUUUACGCCUAAGCGCCUGAACCUGGUCUCCCUGCAGAGAGCAGAGCGAGUUCCCUGUGAGCGUGUUUCCCUACCGCGGGGUGGUCCACACAAAUGUACCCACCAGUAGCAGUGUUCUGUGUGUCCACGUGCGUGGUGAAGCGUCUUCAGGCCCUCUAACUCCAGGCUUUGUUGCGGGUAGCUGUUCAGCCUGUCAAAUCAAAGGGACACUAGCUCAAGAGCGGUCGUCUGGCAGUCAGAAGGUUACCUAGCAUGGCAGCCUAUCACCAAUGGCGUGUGAGCGUGAAUGCGUGAAUGAGAGGCACCGAUUGUAAAGCGAUUUGGAUAAAAGCGCUAUAUAAAUGCAGUCCAUUUACCAUUUACUAUUACACUGCAACAAACAAGUGUUUAUUGUUUCAAAACAAAGGAACAUUGCAGCUCAACGAGUGUUCAUUGUUUGAAAUCAAACGGACAAUAUGGCGAACAAGUGUUAAUUGUCUAAAUCCAAAGAACCGCUACAGCUGAACGAGUGCUUAUUGUUUCCGAUCAAAGGCACAAUAACACAGGCUGAACACAGGAGAGAGGUCCAUGCUGAUGGUUGUGCGUGUAUCCAGCAGGUGGCGCUGUAUGACUAGUAUUGUAAUGUUGAUGAGGGCAAUGAGUAUCUGCAGCAGGAGGAAACCUGAGGCACUCAGGGCUUCGCUGGGGUCUGUCUCCUGUCCCUGGUCAUCCAGUCUGCACAACUUACUUUUUAUUUAAUUAGUUAUUUUGUCGGGCCGUGACACAGACAGCCCGUAAUUGAAAAGCUGCGUUUUAAACUGUCCGUUGUGCGUCGUUCGUAGCUCACGGGCUGGACGCCGGGGGAUCACAUUCAACCGGUCUCCUUCUCUUCCUGUCCCGGGAGAGCAGUUUCCUGGUCCGUGUUUCCGCUGUAGCGUGCUGAGUCGCACGCAAACACCCGUCUGGGUGAAAUGCGUCCGCUGUGGCCGUCUAAGAAACGCUGGCGAGGGGGUAACUUGUUCCCGGAGCUCUCUGCUGUUUCUGUCCAUAUCCGAAUCUAGUGACGUUCACGUCGACUAAAAGGUGCAUACAUUGUACAGCCGUUAAUUAUGGUAGAUCUAUAGAAAUAUAUUUUUGCAAAUGAGUGUUAUUUUACUGAAAAACUUUGGGAAAGCAGUGAAGUACUUUAGGCUUUGGGUCAUGGCCAGCCUGUUACAUUUGCCAUAUAAUGAAAAGUUACACAACACCACUGGAUAGUAAUUUAUUGUUCUUAUUUUUAUUUAGUUUUUUCUUUUGCAAAAGAUGAUGUGGAUGUUUAUAUUACCAAUGAAUAUAUUUUGUAAUGAGAUCUAUUUUGAUGACCUGAAUUGAAUGUUUUGAAAGCUGAUAUAAGUGCAUGUUUCUGUGUUUACAUCACGUGCAAUUUUGGGACAAAGACUUUGACAGUGUUUUAUGACAAUCUUGUAAGGGACCUUGAUGUAUCGAUUUAUUCUUAAAAUCCCUACAAUUUUCAUAAAUAAAUGAGGUUAAUUUAA
Molecule: messenger RNA, 4263 nt
Organism: Conger conger (European conger)
Lineage: Eukaryota; Metazoa; Chordata; Actinopteri; Anguilliformes; Congridae
Product: CAAX prenyl protease 2-like
Exons: 8
Coding region: 157-1122 (321 amino acids)
Biological process (GO): CAAX-box protein processing
Cellular component (GO): endoplasmic reticulum membrane
Molecular function (GO): metalloendopeptidase activity
Source: RefSeq, a predicted model, not a curated record